GGAGCUCAACCGUUACACCUUAAAGUUAAGUCAGUGCACGCAUGUGUACAACGUUUUUUUGGGGGAAGAAACGGCGUGCAGCAACCAGACAUAGCAGUGGAAUUAUGGCACUGAAUGCAGAUGAUGACUUCGAGUGGACACCCCCUUCAGAAUCUGAGAUGAAGGUUAUUCAUGCUCAGCGGGAACGACAGGACAAGAUAAGCAAGCUCAUGGGUGCCUACCUCCUCAAAGGCUACAAGAUGUUAGGAGAAUGCUGUGAGCAAUGUGGGACGAUUCUCCUUCAGGACAAGCAGAAGAAGAACUACUGUGUUGCAUGUCAGGAGCUGGACUCUGAUGUAGACAAGGACAACCCAGCUCUGAAUGCCCAAGCUGCCCUGUCACAGGUCCGAGAGAGACAGCUGGCCUCUCAGCCUGUCCCUCAGGCUAAUGAAGCACCCUCCAGUGACGCCCCCCUCUCCAUCACUGGGCAGCCCAGACCAGAGCACUGUGAGGGGGCUGCGUCAGGACUGAGAGGACCUCUACCUCCACCAGCCAACCCCUCUCCUGCAUCCACCGUGACCCCCAGCUUCCUCCCUCCGUCCACCCCUUCCAUCCAGCCAGUCCAGGUGCCAGCCCCCCUAGUAGCCCCUGCACCUCACCCAGCCCUAUCCAGUGCUGAGGAAGUAGUGCUGCACAAGCUGCGGUGGGCCACACAGGAGCUCCAGCACUCAGCCUCAGUAGAGGCCAGUAUCCAGCUGUGCAGCUUGAUCCGCAGCUGUGCAGAUUCACUGCGCAGCCUGAAAGAGCUUCACCAAUCAUGAGACUGAACUGAUGGCAAUUCUAAAAAAUAAUAAAAUAAUAAAUAAAAACAGAAACAAGGCAUAAACACACACUCACUCACAUAAGCAACACCGGAAGUUAUAGCAGCUUGUUUCCCUUGCAAAGGUUUUUGUGACAAGUUGAAGCUGCUUCACCUCUGCCGGUAAAGGUUAUUGUAAUAAACUUGGACAACUGUCUGCAUAUGCAUACUUUGCAUUUUGAGGGCCUGACCUGUAGUUCUAUUUUGUUUAUACAUUGCUGUUACUUUUUAUUUGCAGUCUUCUCUGUGGAUGCAGGGUAACGUUUUGACGCAAACUUGCAUGAUGACAAUGGGCACCUCUGAGUGGUCGAAUAUCUUGAACUAAAUAUAGUUGAAUGGUGUUUGACUGGUUGGUAUUAAUGUAUGUCAAUUGUUUAUAAAAUCAGAAUUUAUCCACGUUAUUCAUAAUUUCUCUGGUUGUUACUUCAUUUUAAAACAAUUUUCCAUAUAAUGUAAUUGUGUAGAUACAGUAGCAAUUUAUACUAGAUGAAAUACUUUAUUCUGUAUUGUGAGAGUUUCCUUAAGUGUUGAAGCAGUUGGGAUGUUUUUGAUAGGGACAGUAUUUUUUAGUGUCAUAAUUAUAACUUUUAAGGGUCACUUAUGUAGUAGGCUAUUGGAGGAAUUUCAAUUUGUUUGUAUAAUUGGAAAAAUGGAAUGGAGUAGAAUUUGAGGUAAAGGAACUAUAAACAAUAUUUGAAUAUUCAGUAUUUAUGAAUAG
Messenger RNA from Oncorhynchus mykiss (rainbow trout), 1556 nucleotides. RefSeq names its product protein ZNRD2. NCBI's taxonomy places the organism in Eukaryota, Metazoa, Chordata, Actinopteri, Salmoniformes, Salmonidae. The record is from RefSeq and is a predicted model, not a curated record.